Molecule: messenger RNA, 922 nt
Organism: Syzygium oleosum
Lineage: Eukaryota; Viridiplantae; Streptophyta; Magnoliopsida; Myrtales; Myrtaceae
Product: transcription initiation factor TFIID subunit 15-like
Exons: 4
Coding region: 128-589 (153 amino acids)
Cellular component (GO): cytoplasm
Molecular function (GO): mRNA binding
Source: RefSeq, a predicted model, not a curated record
ACCACGUUCUCAUAUCUAAAAUUUUCGUCACCUGAAGUCCAUUGGCACAACCCUUCUUCAAGUGGUUGCACUUCAAUCUUCCUCUCUCUCUCUCUCUCUCUUCCAAUUUGUGAUUUUUCUCAAGCAAAUGAGCAGGCCUGGAGAUUGGAACUGCCAGUCGUGCCACCACCUGAACUUCCAACGGCGAGACUUGUGCCAGAGAUGCGGAGAACCACGCCCCAGUAGUUUAGGCGGAGGAAGGAGCAACUCGUCUUUCCGGUCUGGCGCUGCCGUGGAUGUGAAGCUUGGUGAUUGGUAUUGCGGCGUCGGGGGUUGUGGAGCGCACAAUUUUGCUAGCCGCUUGAGCUGCUUCAAGUGCGGCAUGGCAAAGGAUGAAUCACCAACCGGCGGUGGGUAUGAUGGCGACAUGCCUCGGAUGCGAGGUUUCGGGUACGGCAGCGGUAGUAGCGCGAGUCGGCCCGGGUGGAAGCCUGGCGAUUGGAUAUGUGGGAGGCCGGGGUGCAACGAGCACAACUUUGCGAGCAGGACAGAAUGUUUCAGAUGCAAUGCACCAAGAGAAUCUGGUGGAAAUUCUUGCUCUUCUUCGUAGCCUCAUUCGACUUGAUUAAGGAAAAUCUCUUGAAGACCGAUCGAGCCAUGGCUAGUUUUUUGGGCCUUUAACUCCAAAAUUUUUCGUUUCGCAUAAGAUGUUCGGAGAAAUUAUUGGAGAUGAUGACUCAAAUGAAAGGAGGACAAAUAGUUGCGAGGGUUUUGGAGUUUGUUUAAGUUCUUGCUCAUACUUUGUUUAUUGUGCCUUUGACAUAUUAUAAAGCUCCUAAUAAGCGACAGGAUAUAGUUUGUUUUUUUUUGGUCGAAGACAGGAUAUAGUUUACCGGCCUCUUUUUACCCAAUGAAAGUGCCCAUUGUUCUCGGUUUUGCCCCU